Molecule: messenger RNA, 2778 nt
Organism: Drosophila biarmipes
Lineage: Eukaryota; Metazoa; Arthropoda; Insecta; Diptera; Drosophilidae
Gene: CRMP
Product: dihydropyrimidinase
Exons: 12
Coding region: 276-2060 (594 amino acids)
Biological process (GO): pyrimidine nucleobase catabolic process
Cellular component (GO): cytoplasm; cytosol
Molecular function (GO): dihydropyrimidinase activity
Source: RefSeq, a predicted model, not a curated record
GUUAUACAUAAAAAGUGUUCGGUUUGCUUCGGUGUGUUCCGUGCCGUACGAUAUUCGACAAUUUCGACCCUUUCGUUUAAAUAAUCUGCCUAGAGAGACACUUCUGUGAGUGCAUGGGGCUAGGCUCAGUCUGCGCAGUUUAAUGCACGGCACGUGUCUGGAGCCUGUCCUGGAGCGAUGCCUCCGAUGAGUCAUAGGCCACAAAAGGCCCAGCAACCCCAACGAGCGAACGAGUGAAUGGAUGGAAAACGGCAGCUCGCGUGUCUACUCUCGCCAUGUCGACUAGCCCGAAACCGGUUAAGAAGGUGCCGAUUCACCUGCAGAGCGCCCAGAACCGUGUCUACAUUAAGAAUGGCGAGAUCGUCAACCACGAUAAGUCGUUCAAGGCGGACGUAUACAUCGAGGACGGCGUUAUCAAGUUUGUGGGACCCUCCUCAGAAAUUACGAUACCGGGAGGAGUGCGCACCAUCGACGCCAGCGGACUGAUGAUCAUUCCCGGAGGCAUCGAUCCCCACACGCACAUGCAGCUGCCUUUCGGAGGAGCCGUGGCCGUCGACGACUUCUACCACGGAACCAAGGCUGCCGUGGCCGGCGGCACCACCAUGAUAAUCGACUUCGUUCUGCCCAACAAACACGAGUCGAUGAUCGAGGCCUACGACAAGUGGCGCAGCUGGGCCGAUCCUAAGGUGUGCUGCGACUACGGAUUGCACGUGGGAAUCACCUGGUGGUCCAAGUCGGUGUCCGAAGAGAUUGGCAUUCUGUGCAAGGAGCUCGGAGUGAACUCCUUUAAGACGUUCAUGGCUUACAAGGGACUUUACCAGCUAAACGACUCGGACCUCUUGGAUGUGUUUGAGCGCAUUCGGCAGUUCAAUGGUGUGGCAAUGGUCCACGCGGAGAACGGGGACAUCAUUGCGAAGAACACUCAGCGCCUGCUGGCCGAGGGCAUCAACGGGCCGGAGGGUCACGAGCUGUCGCGACCCGAGGAGGUCGAGGCCGAGGCGGUGCACCGCGCUUGCGUGCUGGCCCACCAGGCGGCCUGUCCGCUCUACGUGGUGCACGUGAUGAGCAAGUCGGCGGGCAUUGAGCUGGCCAGGGCCCGCCAGCGGUACCGGGGGCGGUACAUAAUAGGCGAGACCCUGGCCGCGGCGCUGGGCACGGAUGCGACCUGUUGCCAGCACCUGGGCUUCGACCACGAGGCCGCGCAUGUGCUCAGCCCGCCCUUGCGGCCCGACAAGACGACCCCCGAGUUCUUGAUGAAGCUGCUGGCGAAUGACGACCUGCAGCUGACUGGCAGCGACAACUGCACCUUCAACAAGGAGCACAAGGCCCUGGGCAAGGGCGACUUCACAAAGAUUCCCAACGGAGUCAACGGAGUGGAGGACCGCAUGUCGCUGGUCUGGGAGAAGGGCGUCCACGCCGGGCUCCUCGAUCCUUGCCGCUUUGUGGCCGUAACCAGCACGAAUGCUGCCAAGAUAUUCAACAUUUAUCCCCAGAAGGGACGCAUUGCUGUCGGUUCGGAUGCGGACAUUGUGAUCUGGAAUCCGAACGCCACCCGCACCAUUUCCAAGGACACGCAUCACCACGCCUGCGACUUCAACAUAUUUGAGGGCAUGACAGUGCACGGCGUCUGCGAGUUCGUCCUGGUGCGCGGAAGGAUCUGCGCCGAGCGCGGAAACGUUCGGGUGGCGGAGGGCUUCGGACGGUUCAUCCCCACGCCCGUGCGGCCGCCGUUCGUGUACGACAUUAUCGAGGGCAAGGUGCAGUCGCCGCCGGAGGAGCAGCACGAGGAGAAGCAGAACGGCAACGUGGCCAAGCGGUUUGCCGAGUUGGACAUUCAAAUCCCGGUGCAGGAGCCCAUAAGCGCCAUGCUGGCUGGCAACCUGGCCAUGCCGGCGGAAGGAUCGCUGUGCAGCACGCCUUCGGUCCGCGGGCGCGUCGAUGGCAAGCGGGACUUGCAGGAGUCUUCCUUCUCCAUAAGUGAGGAACUCGACAGGUCUGGCGUUCGAGCGUGCAUUAAAGUGAAAAACCCACCCGGCGGAAAGUCUUCCGGAUUCUGGUAGACCACAGGUCGUGACUUGUGUGGAUGCGGAAUCGCACAAUCUCCGACGACAGUGUACGCCAAAGUCUGCGCUCAUUCAAUAACUAAACCGGCAUUUAAUAUAGAACCCCGAAACAAAAUCGUAAUCUACCCCAAUUUCAACAUAAGUACAUGCGAGUAUAGCCACAAACCCAUUAAGGAAGGAUCAUUCAUCUGCUUUGUCAUCUAAUACUUAGAUCGCCUCUUGUUGAUACCAUUUUUGUUGAAUUCUUCAAGCAUGAAGCCUCUAAGCAAGUGUAGUCGACGGCUUGAAUGGAAAACGAAAAUCAAACAAAUUCGCUUGCUUAGGUAUUUUUGUUGAACUCGCUUAUUUUUAAUACUCAAUUGUUUACAAGGAGACUUAGCACAAUUGUUUGUACUCAUGGUAGCUACUAGGCAAUCCAAGCUAAAUCAAAAGGCUCGCAAGAAUAACCGAGCUGAAUGCAUAAUCCAUGGCAACUAUUUAUUGAUACCCCUUUGAAGAAGAGUACAUCGAUCAUGCCCGAGAAUUAAAGUACCGUGUGGGAGCAAAUUCGGCAUUUCAUCUGAGGAUGUCUAAAAUUAUAUAAUUCAACCAUGUUUCGAUUCAAAUUUAUAAAUGUGCAGAACUAUUUAUUAUAAACACAUACUUUAUAUACAUGUAUUUCAUAGUAAAAGCAGAACACAAAGAUCAAACUAAUAAACUUUACCAAAAAUGGAAA